AUGGCGCCCACACAAGUGGCUAGAGCACUGAGGACAUAUUUCGUGUGGGAGAAGGAAUGCGACCGGCCAAACUAUACGCAUGACUUUCUCCGCUCGCCCACGCGUCCCGGCCUCCCAGGCGUUCAUAGACGAACAGCGGCUCGCUUCACUGGAAGCGGUUUAAUUAUAGAAUUUCCGCCGUUGGCCCUACUUGGACGAAAUGGAUUUGGUGCAUUUGACGACUGCGUGGACAUGUGCCGAGUGCUGAUUGCGUGUCAGUUCACUUCCUCGCACACUACACGCGGACCACUCCGCCGUCGUUGUAUCGAUGUGCAUAGCGGCCGGGCGCUGAGGGCUAAUUGUCGUCUAACCGAGCUCCGUUCCGGCCGUACGGAUAAAUUACGCGCUCCCACCAAGGCUACUCCGCUAAGGGCCCAGUCCGCGGGCCCGUGCAACACUGGAGGCGCCUGCCUGUUGCUCGCACGUGACGCGGUCCGCGCAUACGUGAGCCGUGAGCGCGGCGCGAUGCGGGCGAGCGGGGCGCGCGCG
Molecule: messenger RNA, 528 nt
Organism: Iphiclides podalirius (scarce swallowtail)
Lineage: Eukaryota; Metazoa; Arthropoda; Insecta; Lepidoptera; Papilionidae
Source: the annotation of a GenBank genome assembly